Molecule: messenger RNA, 2389 nt
Organism: Metopolophium dirhodum (rose-grain aphid)
Lineage: Eukaryota; Metazoa; Arthropoda; Insecta; Hemiptera; Aphididae
Gene: Gk1
Product: glycerol kinase
Exons: 14
Coding region: 718-2355 (545 amino acids)
Biological process (GO): triglyceride metabolic process; glycerol-3-phosphate biosynthetic process; glycerol metabolic process
Cellular component (GO): mitochondrion
Molecular function (GO): glycerol kinase activity
Source: RefSeq, a predicted model, not a curated record
AGCACUACGUUGGUAACACGUCGGUGAAUGUCGUAAGAAAUAAUAAUAAUAAUUUAUUCAGCUUAACAAUACGCGAUACGGCGGUCGUGAACGAAGCCGCGAGCAUGGUUAUCAUGAUACGCAUACGCGCGUAGAUAACUGUGGUUGGUACACGCUAGUGAGAGAAGAAAAAAAAAAAAAAACCAAAACAGACAAAAAACACGACGAAUACAAUCGUAUUGUGUUCCUAUUUUUUUUUUCUAUAGGUACUAUUAUUGUUAUAUUUCGUAAGUAUUGUCCUCGGACCUCGACUGAAAUUUUGUUUUCACUAGCGGUGACAUUCGUCGUCGAGUGAGUGACGCCAACAAGACUACAAGACGCGGCAUAAUUAUUCAAUCGCUGUGGAAACCCAGCGCGAGCAGUCGACUGGGUAGUUUGCCCGUGACUGGCAACCAUUACAUGGAUACAUUAUUUCGGGCUCACUCAACGUCUGUCACACAAGUCUCUUUUGUGCGUGUUUCACGUACGCCAUCGCCAUCGCUGCACCAUCACAGAUCGGGCACCUAACGUUUGGACCGCCGUUGUUUCAUCUUCUUCGCGACCAUUAUCCAAAUGAUAAUAAUAUGAUACACAAUGCAGUAAUAACAGUUUAUCAUUAUUCCUGACCUAAACAUUAUUGGAAUCAUUACUUAAAAAAAUCUUCAUAUUCAUUUAGAUCAACGUCCAUAGUUUGUUACAAUGUCCAAAAUACAUAACUUAAUCUGUUAUAAGAAAAAUAAUGCACAAAAAUCGAUGUCUGCUGCUGAAGAAACAUUUGUUGGUGCUAUUGAUGAAGGCACUAGUAGUACACGUUUCUUGGUGUUUUCAUCAAAAACUCACCAGCCAAUAGCCAGUCAUCAAAUAAGUACAAAUAACAUAACAUUGCAUGAAGGAUGGGUGGAACAAGAUCCAGAGGAUAUACUAAUGAAAGUUAAAGAAACUAUAGCUGUAACAUGCGAAAAACUGAAAAUGAUGAAUAUAUCACCUUCAGCAAUCGCUGCAAUAGGCGUGACAAAUCAACGAGAAACUACUUUAGUGUGGGACAAGUAUACAGGGAAACCAUUAUACAAUGCUAUAAUAUGGAUGGAUAUGAGAACACAACCAAUAGUUGAUAGAUUCAUCAAUAAACGAAUUCCUAACUGUCAUACGUUGGACGAAAAAAAAAGGCAUUUACAAUUCAAAUGUGGUUUAACGAUGAAUCCAUACUUUAGUGUGUUCAAAUUAAUUUGGUUAAUGGAAAACGUACCCGAAGUUUCAAGAGCUAUUCAAGAAGAGAGGUGUAUGUUUGGUACAAUGGAUUCAUGGCUAAUUUGGAAUCUAACAGGCGGUAUAAAUGGAGGAGUUCAUAUAACUGAUGUUACUAAUGCUUCUCGGACCAUGCUGAUGAAUAUUCACUCAUUAAGAUGGGAUAAGGCAUUGAUUGAAUUUUUUGAAAUGCCAAGCAAAUUAUUAUAUCCAGAAAUACGAAGCUGUUCAGAGGUGUACGGUCGUAUGACUGACGGACCACUAUCAGAAACACCAAUAUCUGGGUGCAUAGGUGAUCAGCAAGCUGCCCUUAUGGGCCAAAUGUGUUUUUUGGCAGGUCAAGCCAAGUGCACAUUCGGUACUGGGUGCUUUUUGUUAUACAACACUGGUCGUAAGCCAGUGAUUUCAACUCACGGCCUUUUAACUACCGUGGCUUACAAGAUGGGCAAACACACUGAUCCCAUUUAUGCGCUUGAAGGAUCAGUGGCUGUAGCUGGAUCUGCUACAAAGUGGUUGAAAGAUAAUCUAUGUAUCGUGGAUAGUUUCAAGAACAUGGAGGUAAUGGCUGAUAGUGUUGAAGACACAAAUGGAAUUCAUUUCGUUCCUGCUUUUUCUGGACUUUAUGCACCAUACUGGAAAAGUGAUGCACGCGGAACUAUCACAGGGUUGACUAUGGAGACAACAGACGCACAUUUAAUGCGAGCAACUCUCGAAGGAAUCUGUUUCCAGACAAAAGAUGUUAUGCAAUCUAUGCAGUCAGACACUGGCCAUCCUAUUACGGCAUUGAAUGUUGAUGGUGGUAUGUCUACUAGCGAUACAUUUUUGAAGAUUCUCACGAAUGUUUGUUGUCUUCCUGUCGUGCGCCCUAAAAUGGUGGAAACUACAGCUCUAGGCGCUGCUCUGGCAGCUGGUUUUGCUGUUGGUAUAUGGAGUAUGCACAGUGUUCAAUCAAACUGUGACACUUUUAUUCAGACUUUAUCAGAAGAAGAACAAAAAUCCGAGUACAUUUUGUGGAAAAAAGCGAUUGACCGGAGUAUAGGUUGGAACAAAGAUGAUGAAGAAAAUGAAUAUGAUGACUUUGCUGGUUUCUAGCCAUUUAUAAUAAAUCAAAAGCUGAUUUAUAGAA